Sordaria macrospora k-hell is the source of this 1380-nucleotide messenger RNA. RefSeq lists its product as uncharacterized. Lineage: Eukaryota; Fungi; Ascomycota; Sordariomycetes; Sordariales; Sordariaceae. The record is from RefSeq and is a predicted model, not a curated record.
AUGUCAAGCAUAUCCCAGUUCCUCAUGUACUCAUCACGCAAUGCUUCUCCCUGCCCUCAAGCCGAGCCUAAGCCACGGCAAGUUUGGACAGCGGAUGAGGAUAGAUUGCUCGCUGAAGCCGUUGCAAAGGAAACUCCAGCGAGUGGCUCAAUCAACUGGUGCAAAGUCGCCCUCCAUCUCUCGCGGCGCAACAACAAGGACUGCCGAAAACGCUGGCACUACAACUUCGCCCACAAUAUUCGCAAGGGCACCUGGACCAGAGAGGAAGACCAAAGGCUGCGUGAGGCCUUUGAUAUUUACGGCCCACGCUGGAGCGAGGUAGCCAAAAAGGGUGUUGAAUCACGCAACGGUGAUCAAUGCUGGAAGAGAUGGUAUGACUGCCUCGACCCCAUGAUCAAUAGGACUCCGUGGACGCCAGAAGAGGAUAUCCUCCUCCUUCAGAUGGUCUCUCAAAAAGGCCGCAGUUGGACGGAGAUUGUCAAGACCCAGUUCCCUACACGCACUUCUCUAUCUGCCAAAAAUAGAUUUUUGAUUCUUCGUCGUAGACAGGAAUCCGCUGCUUCUCCUUCUUCUGCUUCCUCACCUGCUUCAUCAACAUCUCACUCCAGGUCGUCAACUCCCAACUGCAGGCCCACCGUUACUAGCAGGACGAACAGGAGGACCACAAAAAUAACAGCGAGUCCUAGUCCACUGUUGAUGACUACAAGCCAACCACAAUACCUCUCACCCACACCACCACCACCAACCUCAAACCAACUCACCCCCGAGCUUGGACAUUGCUUUACUCCCUCUCCGCUUUCGCUAUCAGACAGUACCGAGUCUACAAUUUCUUCUCAGCAUGGAUUCGGUCUAGGUCUUCUCCUUCCUCCUUCAGCUAUGUCGAUGGCUACGUCCCCAUUCCCGGCAGCCACAACCACAGCCACAGCCACAACAACGGCAGAUGCCGCCGCCGGUUUUGAUCUAAUGUCUUUUGACAACAACGUGUAUAACUUCACGCAAAGUUGCAACUGGACUUAUACACCUGAUAUGAUGAUGGUAUCAGCGGCCGCGCCCACGUUUGGCAACGCCAUGAGCUAUACCACCUCGAAUGUGUCACCUUUCCCAUCAGUGUCAGCGUCGUCAGCGUCGUCAGCGUCGUCAUCGUCGUUCUCCUCGUCAGCAGCUUCGCCGCCAUCACUAUCGUUGAACGGGCUUUACAUCAUGCCUGUUGUUGAUCAGGGGUUGAACUUCAAUGAUCAGCAGCAUGUACCUGUAACGACUACGCAAGUACAAGCACAGGCGCAACAGCAACAGCAACAGCAACAGUUUGAGUUCCUUGUCCAAACGCCCACGCCGACGGGGACGGGAACUGGAGCCCCGGUCGGGUAUGCGAAUUGGUAA